Messenger RNA from Penicillium soppii, 2646 nucleotides. Its product is annotated as MCM DNA helicase complex subunit MCM3. Gene Ontology annotation, biological process: DNA strand elongation involved in DNA replication; double-strand break repair via break-induced replication; DNA replication. The transcript has 7 exons. The record is from RefSeq and is a predicted model, not a curated record. Gene Ontology annotation, cellular component: MCM complex; nucleus. Gene Ontology annotation, molecular function: ATP hydrolysis activity; single-stranded DNA helicase activity; ATP binding. Lineage: Eukaryota; Fungi; Ascomycota; Eurotiomycetes; Eurotiales; Aspergillaceae. Bases 1 to 2646 code for a protein of 881 amino acids.
AUGGAUGGCCCACAACUACGUGAUGAGGCCGCGCAGGAUCGCGUGCGCGCCGCUACUGAAUUUCUGGAUCCCGCCGAUGCCCGGGCACGCAGCUACCGAGCCGAUAUUGUGGUUAUGCUGAAUCGGGGCAUGCGUCGUUUGACAGUCAGCAUUGAUGAGAUCAGAGCACACAACCGCGAGCUUGCCGAUGGGCUGCUCAACUCGCCAUUCGAUUACUCACAAGCUUUUGAUGCAGCCUUGAAGGCAGUUGUCAAAACACUCCCUGGCCGACCAGCAAAGGAAACCUCCGAUGAAACGAACUACUACUGCGCCUAUGUGGGAGCAUUUGGAGAAUUUUCUUGCAACCCCCGCACCCUGGGAUCGCAACAAUUGAACCACAUGGUGUCCCUGGAGGGCAUUGUGACCAAAUGCUCUCUGGUUCGCCCCAAGGUGGUUCAGAGUGUUCACUACGUCGAGGCAAAAGAACGCUUCGUCGCCAGAAAGUAUCGUGAUCAGACCAUGGGUGUCAGCGGUGCAACCAGCUUGAAUGUUUACCCCCAAGAAGAUGACGAAAAGAACCCUCUUAUCACUGAGUACGGUUACUCGACUUAUCUCGAUCACCAGUCCAUUUCUAUCCAAGAAAUGCCCGAACGUGCCCCCGCAGGUCAAUUGCCCCGAAGUGUCGACGUAAUUCUGGACGAUGACCUCGUUGAUACCGCCAAGCCUGGAGAUCGAAUCCAGCUGGUCGGAACUUACCGUACUCUCGGUAACCGAAACGCAGGCAAUGGCUCAUCGACCUUCCGCACCGUUGUCAUGGCGAACAACAUCAUUCAAUUGUCGUCCAAGAGUGGUGGUGGUAUUGCUGAGGCUACCCUCACGGAUACAGACAUUCGAAACAUUAACAAAAUUGCGAAGAAGAAGAAUGUUUUUGAUUUGCUGUCCAAGUCUCUGGCUCCCAGUAUUCAUGGUCAUGACUACAUCAAGAAGGCAAUUCUUCUGAUGCUUCUUGGUGGUAUGGAGAAGAAUCUGGAUAAUGGAACACAUCUUCGUGGUGAUAUCAACAUUCUGAUGGUUGGUGAUCCAUCGACUGCAAAGUCUCAACUUCUUCGCUUCGUGUUAAACACCGCGCCGCUGGCAAUUGCUACUACCGGUCGAGGCUCUUCAGGUGUCGGUCUGACUGCUGCCGUUACCUCCGACAAGGAGACUGGUGAGCGGAGGCUGGAGGCUGGAGCCAUGGUCCUCGGUGAUCGCGGUGUGGUGUGUAUUGAUGAGUUCGAUAAGAUGAGUGAUGUCGAUCGUGUAGCCAUUCACGAAGUUAUGGAGCAGCAGACUGUGACAAUCGCCAAGGCUGGUAUUCACACAAGCUUGAACGCUCGCUGCAGUGUCCUUGCAGCAGCCAACCCCAUCUAUGGCCAAUAUGAUCCCCACAAGGAUCCCCACAAGAACAUUGCUCUUCCCGACUCCCUGCUUUCUCGUUUCGAUUUGCUCUUCGUUGUGACAGAUGACAUUGAAGACGCGCACGACCGAAGGAUCUCUGAGCACGUUCUGCGCAUGCAUCGCUACCGCCAGCCUGGAACUGAGGAGGGUGCUCCCGUCCGAGAACAACUCAACCAAACGCUGGGCGUAGGAGUUGAUGACCGCCAAGAUGCCAAUGCACCAACUGAGGUGUUCGAAAAAUUCAACGUCAUGCUCCACGGUGGUAUGAUCGAUGCCGCCAACGCUAAUCGUCGCCGUGGCAAGAACGUGGAGAUUAUCAGUAUUCCCUUCAUCAAGAAGUACAUCCAGUACGCUAAGAAGCGUAUCCAGCCUGUCUUGACCAAAGGUGCUGCCGACCACGUUAUUGCUACCUACUCCGCUCUCCGAAACGACGAACUCACCGGCAACAAGCGUCGUACUUCGCCCGUCACACCCCGUACUCUGGAGACCCUGAUCCGUCUGUCCACUUCACACGCCAAGGCACGCCUAUCUAACCGUGUUGAGGAGAAGGAUGCCAAACAUGCCGAAGCCAUUCUGCGAUUCGCCAUGUUCAAGGAAGUCCUCGAAGACGAGCGCCGCAAGAGACGCAAGGUGACAACCUUCGAAGACUCCUCGGAUGAUGACAGCGAUGCCGAAAUGGACGAUAACUCUGACGACGAAACCACCGCUCGCGGCACAUCGACCGCAACCCCAGGCAGACGCACUGGCCGCAUCCGUGCCGCACCGCAGUCCAGCGUCCCAGUCCCCGAAGAAGACGAAGACGAGGACCCAGACAGCCUCUACACAUCCAGCCCACGUGCCCAGCGUGUGCGCUCCAGCUUGGCCGACCGCACACAGACUCAAACUGAUUCCCAGAUGUCUAUGGCAUCCUCGCACCCAGCUUCACAGCUCGUCGAGACCCAAACAGACUCACAGGGCACUACUUCUUCGGAUGCCCCCAUCACCCCUGCCCGCAUGACAGUCUUCAAGCAGACUCUGGGUCUGCUCAUGGGCAAGCGCAUCUUCACAGACAGCGACACCAGCAAGGUCGACGACCUCAUCAACGUCGUCAACACUGCUAUCCGUGAAUCGCCCAAGCACGGCGCCGCACACGUCUUCUCCCGUCCUGAAGCUAUCCAGGCUCUGCGCGUCAUGAACGACGAGAACAUCCUGAUGUACCUUGAGGAUGACGAUGAUGUGUACCGUGUUUAA